AUGUUUUCCCCAAAAGGAUCACCAGAGUUUUCCAUUAUACCACCAAACAUAUCAACAUCGCCCUACAAACCAUUCAGACCCUCGAAAAAACCGGUAUCGACAUUUGGAUCCCUGGACGCUUUCGACGGCUCAAACGCCCAAGCUGGACCAUCUCGCAUCAGAGCGCAAUCAGGGUUUGAUAUUCCACUUAAUCUCCCUGAUCCCUUCUUCACCCAACAUAACUCCUUCACUGGCAACCAACAUGAUGCAGUGGACAUCCAGCAACGGGUGGAAGAUGCACAGAUUCUCAAGCAAUCCAAGGAGCAACUUGGGAGCUAUACAUGUCGGGUAGAGAGGUGUAAUGCGAUAUUGGGUAAUUACGAGAUAUUACUUAAGCAUGUCGAUAAACAUCUUCAAAAGAUGCAUGCACAUGCAUAUCAGGAAGAUCCUCGAGACAAUGAUGACGAUAAUUUCUUCUUUCGACGCCGGCCGAAGUAUAAUUGCCCAUGGGGGAAUUGUAAGCAAGAUGAAUAUGACAUUGAACGAUUGAAAAGACAUAUCGAGGUGGCCCAUCUGGAGCCUGAGCUACGAUGUCCUUUUAAAGGUUGUAAUGAUAAACUGUACAAAGCAGGAUAUGGUAUAUCAAGUGUAUCACAUCAUUUUGAAAAACAUCCUCUACCAUGGGAAGAAUCCUCGUCUCAACCUAGUUUCCGCAAUUCAUAUCUUCCUGUCAACCCUCCUCCACCUUUACCCGAUAUAGUCUUACCAGCAUAUAUGAUCUCCCAUCCACCGAUUUUACCUCGAGGUCAAAACCAACCCAUAUCCAAGACUCGUACACCUUCACCACCUUCCAUUCCAAUCCCUUCGAUACCUCGAUACAUUUACGAGGAAGACGAUAUCUUCAUCCCCUCUACACCAAAAUCAGGUAAAACUGGCAGUAACAAGAGUCCGCCAACCUUUCGUAAGAUGGAACAUCCAAUGUUACCUAAUCGUAACGAUGAUACCAUCCCGUUCUUUCCCCUAUGUGGAGAAGCGAUAUCGUACGAUUCCACUGGAACAUUCUCAGGUAGUAUAUUCCCAUCGACAGUCCCUCCUGAAGGAGACGAAGAUAGGGAAAGAGACAGUAUGGGGAAUUUCAUCGUUCCUUCCGCGUCUGAGGAUGGCGCCGUGUAUGUACAAAUUAAGAAGAAGCUACCGAAUAGGAAUGGGAUAGUGAGAUUGGGUAGACCUAGAUUAGGUGUACCUGCAGAUGUGUUCGAGUGGAACAGGAAACGUAGAGAAAUAAGGUUGAAGAAAGAGAAAAUGAAAGAUAGCAAAGGUAAAGGCAAAGCCACAAAUGUAACAUCGGAUGAAAAGAUGGAUAUAGAUGGUCUUCAAGGUACAGCAGUAAUAGCAGAAGGGAAAGUGAGGGAGCUAAGUUUGAAUUUGAAGAAAUGGCAUCCUGAUUUGAUUAGAAGUUCGGCAUUACGAUACGCAAGCAGGAAAACUAGGAGGUCAGUCGGUGUAGAUGUAUGGAAAGAGGUUAUAAGGUUUGAGAAUGAAGGUAGAUAUUGGGGUGAAUUAUGA
Kwoniella botswanensis is the source of this 1545-nucleotide messenger RNA. RefSeq lists its product as uncharacterized. The transcript is spliced from 4 exons. Lineage: Eukaryota; Fungi; Basidiomycota; Tremellomycetes; Tremellales; Cryptococcaceae. The record is from RefSeq and is a predicted model, not a curated record. The coding region runs from base 1 to 1545 and encodes 514 amino acids.